AUGGAUAUGCACGGCAUGGAUGAAGUUACGCGUGUAAAUGUUGAUGAUUUUGACUGCUCAGUGCAACCAGGAGUCACUCGAGGAGCUCUGGACGCACAUUUAAAGUCGACAGGACUCUUUUUCCCUGUCGAUCCGGGAGCGGAUGCGUCAUUGUGUGGGAUGGCAGCCACCGGCGCGAGCGGAACAACCACUGUGCGCUACGGCACAAUGAAGGAGAAUGUUAUUGCCAUGCAGGUGAGUGUUCAAAUUGAGCCAUUAUCCUCAGAAUUCCUGGACACGGCUCAAGUAAUCGCGUGCAAUGCUUAUUCCAAGCUUACUUUGCCCGAAAAACCACACCUAUUCCUUGAAUUUCAUGGAGCAACUGACACGGAAGUUACCAAGCAAUCGGCAACAGUUGGAGACAUUUGUGCAUCAAACAAUGGCUCGGCCUUCGCCUAUUCCACUGAACUCUCGCAGCGUCAACGUUUGUGGAAAGCCCGUCAUAGCGCUUAUUACGCGGCGUUAUCUAUGUGCCCGGGGAAGCGGGGAAUAAGUACUGAUGUUUGUGUGCCGAUUUCUAAACUUGGAGAAGUGGUGGCGGCAACUCAUGAGGAUCUUCAAACCCAUGGCAUUUUUGGCCCAAUCGUUGGGCAUGUUGGAGAUGGGAAUUUCCACGUCAUUCUAGCAUGUCACGAUAGUGAUCCGGAAGAGAAGAAGAAGUUGCAGGCUUUUAUAGAUCGGCUGGCUUCAAGAGCUAUUUCUGUCGGAGGAACUUGCACAGGCGAGCACGGGAUUGGUAUUGGAAAGCGGCAUUUGCUCGAACAAGAAGUAGGGCCCGGGGCUCUAAAUACGAUGAGGGUUAUCAAAGCUGCCCUGGACCCUCAUGGUAUAAUGAAUCCCGGUAAAGUAGUG
Mesorhabditis spiculigera is the source of this 891-nucleotide messenger RNA. NCBI's taxonomy places the organism in Eukaryota, Metazoa, Nematoda, Chromadorea, Rhabditida, Rhabditidae. The record is from the annotation of a GenBank genome assembly.